This is a messenger RNA of Toxorhynchites rutilus septentrionalis, 1553 nucleotides long. RefSeq names its product doublesex- and mab-3-related transcription factor dmd-4 (gene dmrt93B). The record is from RefSeq and is a predicted model, not a curated record. Gene Ontology annotation, biological process: sex differentiation; regulation of transcription by RNA polymerase II. Bases 38 to 955 code for a protein of 305 amino acids. Lineage: Eukaryota; Metazoa; Arthropoda; Insecta; Diptera; Culicidae. Gene Ontology annotation, cellular component: nucleus. Gene Ontology annotation, molecular function: RNA polymerase II cis-regulatory region sequence-specific DNA binding; DNA-binding transcription factor activity, RNA polymerase II-specific; protein binding. The transcript is spliced from 4 exons.
UUUCGGAAGUCGUUCCUAAGACUUUUCGGUGGUCGAAAUGUUGUCCGUGAGCAACUUUCUCAAGUGUAGUAGCGACGAUGGGAAAAGUGUUGUGGGAUCGAGCGAAAUUAGGGAAUCCAGCAGUGGUGUGUGCGGAAUAACUAAAUCCAGUGCAGUGAGUUCUAGCACAGUAGUUAAACCUAAUGGUACAAGUAACAUACAAGCCUCUAGGAUACCAAAGUGUGCCCGCUGUCGCAAUCAUGGUGUUAUAUCUGGACUCAGAGGACACAAGAAACACUGCGCUUACAGGAAUUGUCGAUGUGCGAAAUGUGAAUUGAUUCUAUCGCGACAGAAAAUAAUGGCAGCACAGGUUGCACUCAAAAGACAGCAGGCGGUAGAGGACGCAAUUGUUUUACGUUUGGCAUCUACUGAAAUGGGUACACAACUUGAGGCUCUUCCACCUGGAAAAAUCUACGGUAUGACUGUCACUGAGCCAUGCCCAUCACCUCAGCUGGGCUCCUCAUCUAUGGAUAUUACAUCGUCAACAUCAUCUACCUGUAGUGAGAAAGACUCUGUUCCUGGAUGCAGCCAAUCCACAUCUAUAGAUGACACCCAAAAUACACCAGUGUCGCAGAAUGCACUGGAUAUGUUAUCUCAACUUUUUCCGCAUCGAAAAAGAUCCGUGCUCGAGUUGAUUCUCAAGCGAUGUGAUUCGGAUCUUCUCAAAGCAAUAGAGCAAUGCAGUAAAAGUCCUCCAGCGAGUGCGUUCAGACCUCCAGUAUCUUCAGCAUCCAUCGUUGCGCAUCACCAGGUUCCUAUGACGCCUGCACAUCCCACAAGUUACGCACCGUUAAUUGCAUAUCCCAAAUGGUUGCUGCCCAUGUCGAUCCCGGUAUCGAUGGGACAAAUUGCACCUAACUUGGCACCUCGAUGUACUCUCCCGAAUUGUUUACUAUGCGUGCAUCAUCCCGUUUAAAACGUGAAAAUCUAAUUAUAGAAUUUAUAAUUUAGAAAGCAAAUUAAGUGUUCUCAUCAACCUCUGUUAUUUCUGUUGAUAGGUUAGAAUUAUGCAGAAUUAUGUAGUUCAUCGCUUAAUGUACUGAAAUAUUAAUUUAGAAACUAAUGGUGGACCUUAGAGUCAAGAUAUUACGCUCAUUGGAACAACUUUCGUGUUGAUAAUAAACUUUUAAUAGUUAAUGUAAAUAGAUAUGGGUGCAUUUGACCUAACCGCGAAUUUCUACUAGUAAUAGCGUUAUAAUAAUUACGAAAAACAAUUCUCCGAAAACAUAUAGCAACUACAUCUGUUGUGUGUCUGUGAAACCAAGUGUUAUUAAAUAAUCACAAUUUAAGAAUAGACAGUGAAGGACUGUUAAGGUUGAAUUGAUUACGCGAUGCCUAAAGAUUGAGUCACAUUAUACAGGAAAAUACCGAAGCCGGGAAUCAUAAUCUUGGCAUAAUCUUGGCUUUAUGUCUCUUUCUGUUGAAAAAAAUAUGAUGAAUCGAAAAGAACUACAAACAUUUUUCUCCGUGGGUAAUUCAUGGGUGGGUGUAGUAUAUAUAGUAUAUUUUGUGGA